Molecule: messenger RNA, 1818 nt
Organism: Schistosoma mattheei
Lineage: Eukaryota; Metazoa; Platyhelminthes; Trematoda; Strigeidida; Schistosomatidae
Source: the annotation of a GenBank genome assembly
AUGGCAGGAACUGCAUCGGUGGAACAUAUAUAUGGGGAUCAUGCUUGGAUUCCUGGAGCGAAGGGGAUUGCAAGGAUACAUGCAGGUCCAGUACCAGAGGAAAAAUUUAUUCUUAAUUUCAUACUCAUGAGAAGCGAUAGUAUUCUAUCUGGAUGGGAAAUUACUUCCUGGCUUACGAUUCGUGGUCUGAUUCUCAUUCCUUAUUUAGGAGCAUUUAUUUCCAUUUUCCUCAUAACUAUUGGUGGUCCAAGGGUGUUCGGUAUGUUACUCUAUAUAUUAUCACCAUUGGCUGUAUGUUUACUAAGUGGAGUACUUAUUACACUACGCUUGAAAUAUGCUAAUUCAACUAAUCAGUUAUCUGAUUAUUAUACCAAAUUUUAUCGACUGUUUUUUACAUCCGUUCCGAAUAAUCCUGAUGGUGUUGAUACAUAUCAUGUUCAACCAUUAGUUUGGGGAUUUCUUUCCACAUUUGUACAUUUAACCCAGUCAUAUAAUCUAUGGAAUGGAGUAUAUCCUACCAUUGGUAAAUUGGUCAGUGGUGGACGUAAAAUGCGACAUUUGGGUUGGAUUCCUGUGGUGAUAGGAUCAGCUUUACUUGGGCAAUUACCAGUACUAAUUAUGCUUUACGCUACAGCUUCAUCAUAUGAUCCACAAUAUAUUCGAUGUCAUUUAAGCGUUGAUUGGUUAGCACCAUUUAUCAUUAUGCCACAUAUUUUCUCAAAAUUUUCAAGCCCUCGACUUUUGGUUGCAUCAUAUUUUCUUGGACUUUCAUUAUUUAUUUUGUUAAAUCAAGCAUUAAUAUUAAUAAGUACUAUCGAACAUAUUGUUGGUCAUUUGGUUACUAAUAAUGAAAAAUACGAAGAUCAAUAUAAACGCAUAUAUCGAUGUUCAAUCAUAUUAAUUAUUCUGUUACUUGGAUUGCUUGGUGUUCCAUUAAUUACUCAGGCUGGAUUUUAUUGGAUACGUUUAAUUGAUUGGUUUGUUGAUCGUUUAAUGUUGAUACCAGUGCUAGGACAAGUGGCUGGUUUUCUCAUUGUUUAUGCUCAUUUACGAGGCAGUAAAAUAGAAACACCUAUGGUAAAAACAAUUAUAAUAUGUAUCUAUGCUAUACUCAUUACUAUUGCCAGUCCACCUGAUUUUCAAUGUCGUACAUACAGUCGAGCACCAAUAAAUGAUCCAAUUCAGAAUAAUUUUAUUCUACUCGGUUGGUUAAUAGCAUUUGGUCCUAUAUUAUUGGGUAUAAUAAUUGGAUUGAUUAUGACAUGUAUACGUUUUCAUAGUCAUCAAACUGUAGGAUAUUCGUACUUCAGUUAUUUAUUCAAAGGUGAGUAUGGUCUACAAAAGUUCAUGCAGAAAACAGCAAAAUUGUCACAUAUGAAACGUAAUCUUCCCAAAUAUUCAAAUAUGCCUAAAAAUCUUUCAUGGACUAGAAUAAAUAACUUUAACACUGUUUCUGGUUCUCCUAAGUUCAUGACAUCAAAUUUAUCCAAUCCAAAUAAUCUUGGAACGAAUAGAAUAAUUUAUCGAUCCGUCGGUGAUCAAUUAGGAAAUUUUAUUUCGUCCAGUCAAGAUAUUGCUCAUGCUUAUUCGACAAACCAGCUACCGAAUUAUUAUGAACAUAAUGGGACAAGUCAAAUGAUGAAUACUUGUUUACUUCCUCCUCACAGAAAAUCCGAAAUGAACAUUUACAACAAUAGAUUAAUGUCAGAGUUAAAAGAUUAUCAACACCAGAAAAUUAAACAUCACAGACCUUAUAUUUAUCCAAAUCACCGUUCAAUUGGUACACUGGAUAUAUAUGAAAGUGAAGAAUUCUUGUAA